AAUCAAGUAAAAACAAAAGCUCUGAUUUUCAACUCAACAGGUAUUAUCUUCCUGUCUCAAGGACCUUGCAUGCAUACUUUAUGUACACCCAGUGAGUGACUACAAUGACGAAGUACAGCCUCCCAGCUCUUUUCCUUGUGUUCAUAGUUCUGAGUGCCAGUGCAGCCAUAGAGUUUCCCGGGCUUGAGUUAUUAAUAUCUGACUGCAUAGAAACCAAAUGUGGUGUACGGAUGAGGUCCUGCCUAAGGACUAAUGAGUGGGAACUUACAGCCAAUGCCAAAGGUUGCAUUGCCCGUGACUGUAGAAAUGCCCUAAAGCUAUGUGUAAAACAGAUCCCAAAAGACGUACUUGAAUAUACCACAGCCACAGCAGAAAAAGCGGAGCAAUAUGCUGAUUAUAUUGUGGAUGUUUUCUCUGACUCCUACCUGCUCUGCUGGUUCAACACAGACAUUAACAAUGGGACUAAACUCAUUGACUGUGUAAUUGAUGAUGGCUUGAAGAAAAUGGAACCUUUUAUCAAUCUAAUUGGCUCUGCCCUGUUUAGUGACCCAGCCUAUGUGACAUGCUGGAUUGUUCACGUCGGGAAAGUGUUGACCUCAUAUAUAACUGAUACUGAUAAGUACAGCGAUCUCAUUAACCAAAUAGUGCUGAACAAGGCAAUUGAAGCAAAAAGGAAACCCUAUGAAUACCUGACGUGUUAUUCAAGGGUAAAUAUGGAUGGCUGCAUUAACAUGUGGGAUCGAAUUUUGGGUAAACCAUCAUGGGUGAAACAACAGAGCAAAGAUAUCCUUGUUACCUUUAUCCAUGAUGUCAUAUCAGCUUCAGUAAAAUGUCGGAAGUCCUGAGAAGAAAAGUCUCUUCACACACACACAUGCACGCACACACACGCACACACACACACACACACACACACACACACACA
Sardina pilchardus (European sardine) is the source of this 922-nucleotide messenger RNA. RefSeq lists its product as uncharacterized. The record is from RefSeq and is a predicted model, not a curated record. Bases 105 to 845 code for a protein of 246 amino acids. Lineage: Eukaryota; Metazoa; Chordata; Actinopteri; Clupeiformes; Clupeidae. The transcript has 12 exons.